This is a messenger RNA of Fusarium tjaetaba, 1347 nucleotides long. RefSeq lists its product as uncharacterized. The record is from RefSeq and is a predicted model, not a curated record. Bases 1 to 1347 code for a protein of 448 amino acids. The transcript is spliced from 4 exons. Lineage: Eukaryota; Fungi; Ascomycota; Sordariomycetes; Hypocreales; Nectriaceae.
AUGGCUCCUCCUCACCGUCAGGAUAAUCGCAGUCACCGCGAUGACCGAGAUCGAAGCCGCAGCCGCACCUCUCGGGCUCAAGCGGGUGGUUCACAGGAUGAGGAUGUGGCUGCCGCCCAGCGGGCAGUUGAUCAAGCCUUGGAACGGCAGCGUCAAGCUCAGCGUGGAGUUGACGAAGCCAUGAAAUGGCAGCGAGAGGUUCAGCGUGAAGUUGAUGAAGCGUUGGAACGGCAACGACAAGUUCAGCGCGAAGCUGUGGAGGCCUUGGAACGUCGUGCAAAUAGCCAACGACGUAGCCACCGAAUACCCUCUGUUGCAAGCAACCGCAACACCUAUUAUCGCCAGGGCAGAAGACCUACCGGCAUCACCAAGCCCCAGCAGUCAUCUAGGGUGGGGCAAGCCUUCACGAAUCUUGCUCCUAAUGCUGAGAGACGCGACUCCGCAAAUACUCAUCACGGGCCUGGCGGUAUGGGUGCUGCCAACAAGCCUCUCAGUGGUGAGCAGCCUCUCAGUGGUGAGCAGCCUCUCAGUGGUGAGCAGCCUCUCAGUGGUGAGCAGCCUCUCAGUGGUGAGCAGCCUCUCAGUGGUGAGCAGCCUCUCAGUGGUGAGCAGCCUCUCAGUGGUGAGCAGAGGCGCUCUUACCGCUUUCCGCCAAAUCGCACUGGUAUCAUGGAGGGAGUCACCUAUGAUACGGAUGAGUUGAAAGCAGUUGGCGACCAUGUUCUGAAUGUCAACCAAGGCGCAUGUCUGUCCUACCGCGUGGAGCCCAGGAGGCACGACGCUAAGAGGUUCAUGGAAAAUGAAGAGGUGCUCAAAGCUGAUAUCUCGUGGCAACCUGGCAAAAACGAGCCCGAUAUCUAUGGUUGCAUUUUAUGCAACGAGAACUAUAUGGUGGACCAAUGCCGCCGGUUUAAGAGCAUGUCUCUUAAAGAACAGGUGGAGCUCCUGGUCUUUGAACGGGCCAAUAUGCCUCGCCUUGCGGGGUUCCCUUGGACUGGCCAAUUCUGCUUGGACCUCUGCCGCGAGAAUGGUGGAGACACGAUCCGGGCACUCCAGAAGGAGUUCGAUGAGUCUCGCUUCGACACAUCGAUUCUGCGCGAGGAUCCCGACACGGAUUCGCUGCACCAGGUCCGGUUACAUUACGGUAACCAGCCACAGACCUCUCGUGCGCCGGGCCCCUCGUCAUCUGGUGAUCAUAUUCACCAGGAUGAUCCCCGUGAUCUCCCACACGCCGCGGAAGGUCGCUUUGGUCCCCUUACACCGAAGCAAACCCAGCCUGCCUCAUGGGCUCAAUCCGGGGAUAUGCAGGAUUCAGAAGCUGGCCGAGGUAUCCUUCGCAGGAUAUAG